Molecule: messenger RNA, 1086 nt
Organism: Dracunculus medinensis (Guinea worm)
Lineage: Eukaryota; Metazoa; Nematoda; Chromadorea; Rhabditida; Dracunculidae
Source: the annotation of a GenBank genome assembly
UUUCCGCAUUUUCAGCCAUUUCUUACCAAGGAAGAGGAAGAACGAAUCUUUCUAGAAUACAGUUAUACGGGCGCAACUACAAAUAUACAUCCUUUACUAUCAAUGUUGGUCAAUUAUACUCAUCCUGUAAAGUUUUCUGGAUUCGACGUCGCUGAAAUGAAUAAUCUUCAUUUCCAUAUGUCUUCGUUUUCGGAAAGUACGGGUCUUGGUUAUUUGAAACAAAGCGCUCCCGAAUUCGUUAAUUACAAUAAACGGCAAUUAAGUCGUAUAUAUCCUAAAGGAGCUCGAGUUGAUUCUAGCAAUUUCUUACCUCAGAUUUUUUGGAAUGCUGGAUGUCAAAUGGUCGCUCUGAAUUUCCAAACUCCUGACGUACCCAUGCAGCUUAAUCAUGGAAAAUUUGAAUAUAAUGGAGGUUGUGGAUACCUUCUGAAACCCGAUUUCAUGCGUCGGCCAGACAGGACAUUUGAUCCUUUUUCUGAAUCGCCCGUUGAUGGAGUUAUUGCAGCACACUGUUCUGUCAAGGUAAUAUCCGGUCAUUUUUUGUCGGAUAAAAAGGUUGGCACCUACGUUGAGGUGGAGAUGUACGGUCUUCCAACGGAUACAAUCCGUAAAGAGCAUCGAACUCGUACAGUGCCAGCUAAUGGGCUCAAUCCUAUUUAUAACAGUGAUCCAUUCGUUUUUCGUAAAGUAGUUCUACCAGAGCUUGCUAUUUUGCGCUUUGCUGUCUAUGACGAAAACGGCAAACAAAUUGGCCAACGAAUUUUGCCUUUGGAUGGUUUACAAGCAGGAUAUCGGCAUAUCACCUUGCGAACUGAAUCUAAUUUUUCGAUGGUUUUACCUGCUUUAUUUGUUCGUAUUGUGAUCAAAACAUAUGUUCCUGAUGAAUUAAGUGGCUUGGUGGAUGCAUUGGCUGAUCCUCGAGCUUACCUGUCUGCACAAGAAAAAAGAAAAGAAGCUUUACAUAAUAUGGGUGUGGACGAAGCUGAUAUAGUUGAAAUUCCGAUUAAUAAAGCAACCUCAUUUGCUACAGCUAAAAGCAAUUUGCUGCGUCUGAACGGAACCUCAAAUAUUUUGAGCACUGAGUAA